Messenger RNA from Lobosporangium transversale, 1119 nucleotides. RefSeq names its product ketopantoate hydroxymethyltransferase-domain-containing protein. The transcript is spliced from 2 exons. The record is from RefSeq and is a predicted model, not a curated record. NCBI's taxonomy places the organism in Eukaryota, Fungi, Mortierellomycota, Mortierellomycetes, Mortierellales, Mortierellaceae. Gene Ontology annotation, cellular component: mitochondrion. Bases 1 to 1119 code for a protein of 372 amino acids. Gene Ontology annotation, molecular function: 3-methyl-2-oxobutanoate hydroxymethyltransferase activity; magnesium ion binding. Gene Ontology annotation, biological process: pantothenate biosynthetic process.
AUGUCUCGAUUUGUUACCCCUGGUGCUUCUUCCCUUUUUGUGAGAGCCAUUUCUCAACAUGCGCACAAGCAUCACACAACAUUCCAUUGUCAAAGCCCAGUAACCUACAAUCACUAUAACAGAACUAGUCGGAGAAACUACAGCUCAAGGCCAGCCGAUUUAAAUCAUUCUCUUCAUCUUGUCAGACCCAAGGUCACGCUUGCAACACUGCGUAAACUCUACAAACGUGGAGAACCUAUCACAGUUAUGACUGCACAUGACUUUCCUACAGGUACACUAGUGGACAAGGCUGGAAUCGAUAUGACACUUGUGGGUGAUUCACUCGCAAUGGUCGCGCUCGGCUAUACAUCCACUUCUGAGAUCACACUUGAUGAGAUGUUGCAUCAUUGUAGAGCUGUUGCUCGUGGAACUCGAUCUAGCUUCUUAGUAGCGGAUAUGCCAUUUGGAACAUAUGAGACCAGUCCCGAGCAGGCUAUCGCAAAUGCAGUUCGGAUCAUUAAAGAGGGAAAAGCAGAAGCAGUGAAACUGGAAGGAGGAAAAGAGAUGGCACCCACAAUCACACGGUUGACUCAGGUUGGUGUCCCGGUCUUGGGUCACAUUGGAUUGACUCCGCAGAGACAGGCCAGCCUAGGAGGAUAUAAAGUUCAAGGAAAGACAGUGGCCAAGGCCAAGGCCAUGAUUGAAGAUGCUUUGGCCUUGCAACAGGCUGGAUGCUAUGCCAUUGUCUUGGAGGCUGUUCCCGAACCUGUGGCCCGACACAUCACCAACAUCUUGUCGAUCCCAACAAUCGGCAUCGGUGCUGGUGCGGGAUGUUCAGGUCAGGUCCUGGUGCAGCAAGACAUGCUGGGAUUGUAUGGCCGUGUGCCAAGGUUCUGUAAAACGUACAGGAAUCUGGCUGACGAGAUUGUAGGAGCUUUGAAGGAAUAUAGCCAAGAUGUCAAAUCUGGAGCAUUUCCCGCAGAGGAGCACUGUUAUCCCAUGCCUGAAGCUGAACAUCUAAAGUUCAUGAGGAUGAUUGAGCAAGACCAACAACGACAACAUCAUAAUCAAGGAGAGAGGGAGGAUAGCGAUAAGGCUGAUCAAAAACACAUUGCCUCUGCAACAGGUGGACAUGCUUAG